Molecule: messenger RNA, 6318 nt
Organism: Myxocyprinus asiaticus (Chinese sucker)
Lineage: Eukaryota; Metazoa; Chordata; Actinopteri; Cypriniformes; Catostomidae
Product: neurexin-2-like
Exons: 19
Coding region: 308-4495 (1395 amino acids)
Source: RefSeq, a predicted model, not a curated record
UGCAUUCGCUGAACCAGUCUGAAAAAUAGUGUUUUUAGCGUGAUUUGAGCUAAAGAAGCACAAUUUACGAUAUCAUUGUUGUCAGAUUUUACUGCUGAUUUGAUCGUAAUCUUGACCAACUGUUUUGGAGAUUUCCAUCUUUCCCCAUUCAGGUAGAUAAGAGCUGCACUUGCAUCCAUAGAAAAUAUCUGCUCAAGAGCGUUCACAAGAGACUGACUUGCAUUGAAAGGGACUUUGGUUUGUGUGAGGUAAAGAGGAAUCAGUGGCCACCUUCAAGGGAAACGAGUUUUUCUGCUACGAUCUGUCGAUGACGCCGAUCCAGAGCAGCACGGACGAAAUCACACUGUCUUUCCGAACACUUCAACGUAACGGACUAAUGCUUCACACCGGAAAAUCAGCGGACUACGUGAACCUGUCGCUAAAAAGCGGCGCCGUUUGGCUCGUCAUCAACCUCGGCUCCGGUGCCUUCGAAGCUCUCGUGGAACCGGUGAACGGGAAGUUUAACGAUAAUGCUUGGCAUGAUGUUAAAGUCACCCGAAACCUGCGACAGCACUCAGGCAUUGGACACGCUAUGGUCACUAUCUCAGUGGAUGGUAUUCUGACCACCACUGGUUACACACAGGAAGACUACACAAUGCUCGGCUCUGAUGACUUCUUCUAUAUCGGUGGAAGUCCGAACACGGCGGAUCUGCCCGGAUCACCCGUCAGCAACAACUUCAUGGGCUGCCUGAAAGAUGUCGUCUACAAGAACAAUGACUUCAAGCUGGAGCUGUCCCGUCUGGCCAUUGAGAGGGACCCCAAGAUCAGUCUCCAUGGUGAUCUGGUGUUCCGCUGCGAGGACGUGGCUGCCCUCGACCCUGUGACCUUUGAGACAGCAGAGUCUUACAUUGCUCUUCCACGCUGGGACACCAAAAAAACGAGCUCCAUAUCAUUUGAUUUCCGCACCACAGAACCGAGCGGACUGCUGCUCUUCAGUCAUGGGAAACCACAGAGCACGAAAGAGCAGCGUCCCGGCCGCGAGAUGAAGAGCGAUUACUUUGCCAUGGAGCUGCUGGACGGCUUUUUAUACCUGCUGAUGGACAUGGGAUCAGGGAGUAUCAAACUCAAGACCAGCAACAAGAAGGUCAAUGAUGGAGAAUGGUGCCAUGUUGACUUCCAGAGAGAAGGGAGGAAAGGGUCGAUCUCUGUAAACAGCCGCUCGAUUCCGUUCAACGCAAACGAGGGCAGUGAGAUUCUGGAUCUGGACAGUGACAUGUACCUGGGCGGUUUACCUGAAACUCGUCAGGGUCUGAUUCUGCCGCCCGAAGUCUGGACCGCGCUGCUCAAUUACGGUUACGUGGGCUGCGUCCGUGACCUCUUCAUCGAUGGGAAGAGUCGUGAUGUGCGUCGACUCGCGGAGAUCCAGAGCGCUCCGGGCGUUAGCAGUUUCUGUACACGCGAGCUGCAGAAACGAUGCAGCAGUGCCCCCUGUGCCAAUGGAGGACAGUGCAAGGAGGGCUGGAACCGCUACAUAUGUGACUGCACUGGCACCGGUUACCUGGGAUUCAACUGUGAGAUCGAGGCGACGGUGUUGAGUUAUGACGGCAGUAUGUAUCUGAAGAUCAUCAUGCCCAGCACCAUGCACACAGAGGCGGAGGACGUGGCAUUGAGGUUCAUGUCUCAGCGAGCGUACGGUCUGCUCAUGGCCACCACAUCUAAAGAGUCAGCUGACACACUACGCCUGGAGCUGGACGGAGGACGCAUCAAACUCACCGUUAACCUCGACUGUAUCAGGAUAGACUGUAACCUCAGUAAAGGUCCAGAGAUUUUAACUGCUGGUCAGAAACUGAAUGAUAACGAGUGGCACUCGGUGAAAGUGAUCCGACGUGGUAGAAACCUGCAACUGUCUGUGGACAACAUCACUGUAGAAGGUCAGAUGACGGGUGAUCACACUCGUCUAGAGUUCCACAACAUCGAGACGGGCAUCAUGACCGAGCGCCGCUUCAUCUCCGUUGUUCCAUCCAACUUCAUCGGUCACCUGCAGGGUUUGACGCUCAACGGCGUGCCGUAUCUGGACCAGUGCAAGAACGGCGACAUCUCGUACUGCGAGCUGAACGCCCGCUUCGGCAUGCGCCACAUCAUCGCAGACCCCGUGACCUUUCGAAAUAAAGGCAGUUACCUGGCGCUGGCGACACUACAGGCGUACGCGUCCAUGCAUCUGUUCUUCCAGUUUAAAACCACCUCGACUGAUGGUCUGUUGCUCUUCAACAGCGGCGAUGGCAGCGACUUCAUCGUAGUGGAACUCGUGAAAGGGUAUGUCCACUAUGUGUUUGACUUGGGUAACGGGCCAUCACUUAUGAAGGGCAACUCCGAUAAACCGCUAAACGACAAUCAGUGGCAUAACGUGGUGGUUUCCCGGGACACCAAUAACGUGCACAUGCUAAAGAUCGACUCGCGCACCGUGACGCAGCACUCCAAUGGUGCACGGAACCUGGACCUCAAAGGAGAGCUGUACAUCGGUGGAGUCGCCAAAAGCAUGUACAACAGUCUGCCAAAGCUGAUCGCGUCCCGGGACGGGUAUCAGGGGUGUUUGGCCUCUGUUGACCUGAACGGCCGUUUGCCUGACCUGCUCGCAGACGCCCUCCACAGGGUCGGACAGGUGGAUCGAGGAUGUGAUGGACCCAGCACGACGUGUACGGAGGACUCGUGUCAUCAUCAGGGGGUGUGUCUGCAGCAGUGGGAGGGCUUCUCUUGUGAUUGCACCAUGACGUCCUACGGAGGCUCGUACUGCAGCGAUCCUGGGACGACGUACAUCUUCGGCCGUGGAGGAGCCCUCAUCACCUACACAUGGCCCCCGAACGACCGGCCGAGCACGCGAGCAGACCGGCUGGCCGUGGGCUUCAGCACGCAGCUCAAAGAGGCGGUGCUGGUGCGGGUGGAGAGCGCCAAGGGUCUCGGAGACUAUCUGGAGCUUCACAUAGAGCGAGGAAGAGUGGGCGUGAUCUUUAACGUGGGAACGGACGACAUCAUCAUCGAAGAGGGCGGCGUGAUGGUCAGCGAUGGGAAAUAUCACGUGGUGAGAUUUACGCGCAGUGGUGGGAACGCAACACUACAGGUGGACAAUCUGCCCGUGCUUGAACGCUUCCCAUCAGGGAACUUUGAUAGUGAACGGCUGGCUAUUGCUAGACAAAGAAUCCCAUACCGACUCGGUCGGGUAGUUGAUGAGUGGCUACUCGACAAAGGUCGUCAGCUGACGAUAUUUAACAGCCAGGCAUUCAUUAAGGUGGGCGGCGGCGAGAAGGGUCGUAAUUUCCAGGGUCAGAUCUCAGGUCUGUAUUAUAACGGCCUGCAGGUGCUGAAGCUGGCAGCAGAGGGCGACCCCAACGUUCAGGUGCAGGGUAACCUGCGUUUGGUGGGUGAUGUGCUGUCUGUCAUGUCCACUGACACCACGUCCACCACGCCGCUCGCCGACAUGUCCACCACCAUCAUAGAGACCACCACAACCAUGGCGACCACCACCACACGCAAACAACGCUCGCCAACGCUGAAAGACAGCGUCACACAGAAUACUGAUGAUCUGUUAGUGGCGUCGGCUGAAUGUCCCAGUGAUGAUGAAGAUCUUGAGGAGUGUGAACCUGGAAAUGGAGGUGAACUAGUGUUACCCAUUAUAACCGUGGAUUCCCUUGAGCCCCCUUCAAUUGCGACACGUUACCCCAUUAUUCCCCCGCCCCCAACCUAUCGCCCCUUCCUCACCCUGCUUGAGACCACCAAAGAGUCCCUGCCGCUGCCCGGUCGACCCCCCUGUCCGCAGGACCAAGAGGACUGCGAAGAACCCAUGGAGGUCUCGGCGUACGGUUCGGGAGAGAUGACCGAGUCAGACGAUGAGGAUUAUUAUAAAAAAUUGCCCCUCGUCACCGACCGGACUGUUCUUCCGCCUCCCCCCGCGGCCGAAAACCCCCGGAGUGGCGACCGCCACUUCUCUCGUUUACGGCCGUCGCUCCCAUUCACCCCAACAGUGCCCCCAGAGCAGCUCGUCCCCCGCCUCAAACCUGGCAUCAACAUCGGUCCCAAUAUCCCCGCGGGUAAAAUGAACACCCGUGACCAGGUUCUGCUGCCGCCCGUGCAUCCGUCAGGCGACCCUGAGCAUGGCGGGCGGCAACGACAUAUACCAGGUAUAACGUAUCCUCCCAAUUUCCCCCAUGUACCCAAUACAGACCCCUCGUCACCGGAUAGAGGACCGCCAGGAGCGGUGGAGGUGAUCCGAGAGUCCAGCAGCACGACAGGUAUGGUGGUGGGCAUUGUGGCCGCAGCGGCGCUCUGCAUCCUCAUCCUCCUCUAUGCCAUGUACAAGUACCGCAAUCGUGACGAAGGCUCCUACCAGGUGGACCAGAGUCGCAACUACAUUAGCAAUUCAGCCACGCAAAGCAACGGCGCACUAGUAAAGGAAAAGCAGCCCGGCGCCUCCAAGACGGGCACAAAGAGUAAGAAAAACAAAGACAAGGAGUAUUACGUCUGAGCUCGGCCUCCAGAGGGACGAAGGGGGAGGAGAUAGGCAUUUAAGGAGGAGAGAGGUUGAGGAAUGGAAAGUUGGCAGUUUUCUGGUCAAAUUUCAAGUGUUGACAUCCGUCUCGUUUUCUUCCCCAAUCCGUCAAGUUGUUGGCUUCAUUUCGAGGGUUUGGAAUAGUUCCCUCUCUAAUUUCCAUUUUUGAUAGCUAAUCCCAAUAAACAAUUCCACCUCUACCUUUUUACCAAUGGAAAGUGGAAAUCUUUCCAGACUCUAGUUGGUUUGUAAAUAUCCAUAUCAUCUCCAAACCUGAGGUCAAAAGCUUGCCAAGAUGGGGGGAUCCAUCAGAUUGAGAAUCCUUUCGAAAAUGAGAGCUGUUGAAUUGGAACGAGUUGGCGUAGGUGACAUUUUGGGAACAGAUGGUGAUGAAAUCGUUUAGCGGUCACACUCUAAUGCCAAACCAGCUCUGUGUCAAAUCCGACUCCAAGUUUUCAUCCUUGAUCUCUCUCCCGUUCUUGGCUUGUUCUCUCUUCUUCUCCUCGUCCUUGGUGCUCAGGAGCAGAUGCAACGUAAAUCUGUUGUGUUUCCAGCAUGUGGUAUUCAAAACGAAAAGAGACUAAACUGUUUCUGUGGAGUCAAACCAAUUAAUAUAUAUAUAUCAAUCAACUAGCAAAACUUGAGAACUACUAAACAUCUGUGGACGAUCCCUUCAGCCGAGGCCCAUGGUCACCCCAUGUUCCAGCAGAUAUUAGUCAUGUGUUUUAAGGGGUUGCACAGGGGUCUGUGAAGGAUCUUGGUUUCUGCUCAAAGUACCACAUACAAGAACCUCACAAACAUCCCUCAACAAGAACGUGACUCAAUUCCAGAAAGAUAUAUUGAUAUACAGAUAUUUCAGAAAAGAUGGACCUCACUGAGAAGGAAUGGUUGUGAAAGAGACACUAAUUCCUCCUCGAAUCUCCCAUUACUUCAACCAAUUACAUCAGUGGAGAAACCAGAGUCUUUGGAGCAGAACGCUAGAUUUUAGUUUUUGUUUUGUAUGUAUGUGUGCGUGUUUUCUUUUUUUAUUUUGUUAUAAUGUAAAAGGGAAAAGACAAUGUACAUCCCGUAAGUAGAGAACCUGAACGUACCUGCAUCUUUGAGGGACACCACGCUCACGUUCUUCGUCUUGGACGUUCAGGAGGAAAGUAGGUUUGCAUUUUCAGCAUUUAAGUAAAAGGAACGAACUCUCUCGAGAGACAGAUGAAAUCGCCUGUUCCUAUGAAGAUGUACAUCUUGAACUCUAGUAUUCCAAUUUUCUCAAGUCUAUUAAAAGAACUAAACUCUUCAUCGAAAAAGAAAAUGUUUAAAACAGUUUGUGAAAUGUCUAAAUAUUCUAAUCUCAUCCCAGUGCUAAAACAGAUGUGUUUUUCCUAAUAAUCAUCCCUGAGAAAAAAGAAAAAAAAUGAAAGAACGUAAAAGAUCAGUAAAUCAGAUUCCGGAACGCAGAUUUUCCUUGUUAAUAAACACAACAAAAUGUGAUUUGGUUUACAAACAAAUAUAUAUCCUUCACAUAAACGGAAUAAAUCCUUUUAGUUAGAUAACUUUGAUCAUCAGUCCUCUGUUUGAAUUAUUUUGAUUUCCCACAUCCAUCAUUGAGGCUGUUUGUACUUAAUUUUAUCUCACUGUUCCAUUUCCGUGUGUUUGUUGGAGUGUGUCUUCAUUUCUUUUGUUCAUCUGUUUUAGUUGCAUUUCUCCCCUGUUCUUACUAAAUGUUCUAAUGUUACACUAAAUGUUCCAGUGACAUGAAUCUGCAUAUGUGUAUAUUAACAGAAGGGAAUACAAUUGGUUAUAUACUU